Messenger RNA from Lasiodiplodia theobromae, 1263 nucleotides. Its product is annotated as BTB/POZ domain containing protein. NCBI's taxonomy places the organism in Eukaryota, Fungi, Ascomycota, Dothideomycetes, Botryosphaeriales, Botryosphaeriaceae. Gene Ontology annotation, molecular function: protein binding. The transcript is spliced from 5 exons. The coding region runs from base 1 to 1263 and encodes 420 amino acids. The record is from RefSeq and is a predicted model, not a curated record.
AUGGAUUGGAACGACGGAAAAAAGAAGGACGCGAUACUGGCAGGCAGCAUCGUCGGAGGCAUCCUCGGAUUCGUUUUGAUCCUGUUCCUCGGAAUAUCGCUGUGGAACAACGUCGUUGGGCCGUGGCGCGAAAGGAGGAAUGGCGCGAACGACGCCGCCAGCUUGGAGGAAGGGACCAAUGCGGGGGCGAUUGACAGGCAACACAGAGCACGCAUGGUGUCUGAGUUGUUCACAGCGCCCAACAUCAGACUUCGUUCCAGCUUCCUGGACAUCAGCUUAACAUCACCGAAGCCAAACAGUCAAGGCGAGUAUACAAGCAAGCAAGGCCGCACCCACAAGGCGCGUUGGUGCGCAGCGGCACUCAAAAUGUCGUUGUUGCCGAACAUUCUCUACAAGGAUGCGGAGAAUGGCAAGUAUACGGACCUGACGCUUUGCCUCAGUGACGGCACGGAAAUCAAGUGCCACCGCUCGGUGAUCUGCACGCAAUGCGAGUUCUUCGCGAACGCACUGAAGCCAGGAUUCAAGGAGAGCUCCGGAGUUAUCCACUUGAAGGACGAUCCACCCCAGGCGAUUCGGCACAUGGUGAAAUUCUUCUACACGGGACAAUACACUACCACAGAACAACCAGAGAACCCUGGUCCUGAUCAGACAAUGUCUCACGAUACUCCUUCUGAUAACGAGCCUGGCCCUACUGGAUUACCUCCCGACGAGUAUGCUAAAGCUAUACUUGCUCACGCGGAAGUCUACAUCGUCUCGAUCAUCUACCGGGUUCCAAAGCUCGAGGAUGAAACUUCCAAGCUUAUCAAGCUCGCUCUGGAAAAAGAUAACAUCAUUGACGUCUUCCCUCAGCUCGCCCAGGCCAUCUACUCAGGCGUUCCUGAUUUCGUCUGUCACCUUCGCGGAGAUCUCAUCAAGUACGCCGAACAGCACCUGGUGGAGCUUACCUCUAAAAGCCUGUUCCAGCGCAUGACGUCCGAGGCGCCGGAGCUUAUGGAGAAAAUCAUGCAUGACCUGGUCGAGGAGAAUAAGCGAAAAGAGUUGAAGCUGAAGAGCAAGGAACGUUGCAUUGAUGAGCUGGAACAAACGGUCUCUCGCCUCCGCAAGGUCGAUUACAAGUGCCCUUCGUGCCCCAAAAAGUUUCAAAUGCUUAUGCCAGACGGCCGCGUCAAGGUUGGCUGCCCAGGCUGCGGACGCGUCAGGCUAGCCAUCUCUUGGGAGGCGCAUAAGGUUCGAGAACCAUUCAUAGCUCAGCCGAUAGCUUGA